Messenger RNA from Coffea eugenioides, 2375 nucleotides. Its product is annotated as zinc finger protein CONSTANS-LIKE 9. Gene Ontology annotation, molecular function: protein binding; zinc ion binding. Bases 400 to 1638 code for a protein of 412 amino acids. The transcript is spliced from 5 exons. The record is from RefSeq and is a predicted model, not a curated record. NCBI's taxonomy places the organism in Eukaryota, Viridiplantae, Streptophyta, Magnoliopsida, Gentianales, Rubiaceae.
CAAAGCAAAAACACACUUUCAACUCCAAACUCUCACACACAUACGCACACAGAUUCUGGAAAGGUCGAUAUUUUGUGUAUGUUAGGAAAGCCAUAGGGUUCUGUUGUAGAUAUACUUGUACUGCUUCUGAUGUAAGAAAGAAAGCUGGAAAAGGGAAGGGAAAGGCUUCUUCUGUUGCAUACUUACCUUUCUUGUACUCUGUAAAUUGCCUACCUUUACUGUUAAAUCAGAUUAUUUGAGCUUAUCUUGAAGAUAGUGCAGGAUUGUGUUUCUGGCCUAGCUCUGUUUGCAACACAGUGAUUGGUCCUUUAAGAAACAGUACUUAUUGGCUAUAAGUAAUUGUUCGACGGCUUGGAAUUGCAAGAUUAUACUAGACACAAUCUACAGGAAGAUUUAGUCAUGGGUUAUAUGUGUGAUUUUUGUGGCGAGCAAAGGUCUAUUGUGUAUUGUCGGUCUGAUGCAGCUUCAUUAUGUUUGUCCUGUGACCGUAAUGUCCAUUCUGCAAAUGCCCUUUCACGCCGACAUUCCAGAACACUUGUCUGUGAAAGAUGCAACUUGCAGCCUGCAUUUGUUAGAUGUAUUGAGGAGAAGAUAUCUCUUUGUCCGAAUUGUGAUUGGUUGGGUCAUGGUGGUUCCAAUACAGGUUCCACACAUAAGAGGCAAGCUGUUAGUUGUUAUUCUGGUUGCCCUUCGGCUGCAGAACUCUCAACAAUUUGGCCAUUCUUCCUAGAUUUCCCUUUGGUUGGUGAUUCCAAAUGUGAGCAGAUUAUGGGGUCAAUGAGCAUCAAUGAAGUUUCAAGAGAUAGCCAAGGGGCUCAAGGAAAAAAGAACAUUCAAGAUGCAUCUGUGGCAGUUGGAGUUACCAACAUUCAAAAUGUGGAUAAAUCAACUGCUUGGACAGGGUCAUCAAUGCUUCCAUAUGACACAAAGCUACAGAAUAUUGAAUUGCCUGCUGCAUCUACAUGUGCUGGUUCACCCAAGCUUUCCUGUUUUGGAGCAAAAGGACAAACAGUUUGUGAAGAUGAUAGCUUCUAUGAGAAUUUCAAUAUGGAUGAAGUUGACUUGAGUAUUGAGAAUUAUGAUGAACUUUUUGGAGCAGCUCUUGAUAAUCCUGAAAAGCUUUUCGAAAAUGAUGAUAUUGAUGGUCUUUUCGGGAUGGAGAUAUCUGGUGCCGAUUCCAACUGCCAGGAUGCACAUCUCAUGGAGGGGUCAUCAAUGGGGCGUAUUAAUGGCAUACAGCCAGCAUGCAGCACUGCAGCUUCUGCAGAUUCCAUGAUGAGCUGUAAGACAGAACCUAAUAUAUGUUUUGCUCGGCAAGCUCACUCGAGCCUCUCAUUUUCUGGUCUAACUGGAGAGAGUAGUGCUGGUGAUUAUCAGGACUGUGGGGCCUCUUCAUUGCUUCUUAUGGGUGAGCCACCGUGGUGUCCUCCAUGCCCUGAGAGUUCAAAUCUUGCAAGUAGCCGGAGCAAUGCUGUAAUGCGUUAUAAAGAAAAGAAAAAGACACGCAAAUUUGAGAAGAAAGUAAGGUAUGCUUCUCGCAAGGCAAGAGCUGAUGUUAGAAGGCGCGUGAAGGGACGCUUUGUCAAAGCUGGUGAUGCUUAUGAUUAUGACCCGAUGACUCCAACUAGAAGCUACUGAGAGUAAAGUUUUUAAUCAUAAGCACAGGGAAAGACAUGAUCAAUGUUAAAUUGGAAAAAGAAAAUUGGUUUAAAAUUCAUGGAAAUGGAUCAUUCCACACGGUUUCCCCCAUGCAAUGACAAGCUUCAUGAUUUUAUCUCAGGGAAGGGAGUUCUCUUUGAUUGAUGAAGUUGGAUGGAGGAAACUUGCCCCUUUGCUUCACCACUGAACUUCUAUAUGCUUUUUCAUGAUCCAAAAGAUGGAUCAUGAUCUGUGUACAGUAUGCAAAGAUUGACGUUGUUUCUCCGGAAUCAGGUGUCAGCUUCUCUUAGAUAUAGUUUUACGUGGUUUGCAUUUAUUGGAGAGGGACCAUGCGUCUCGGGUAUCAUCACUCUUUGACAUCUGUUUCAUUGGUUUCUUUGUACUCAUCUUACCUCUCCGAGUCUGCUUAGGUUAUAAAUCUUCUCAAGGUAGGUACUUGAAGAUUCAAACAUAUUCAUUUCUUCCUGAUAUAUCAUGUUUGUCCAUUAGAAUAUAGAAUCCAGAGAGGCAUACUUGGUGCCAAGCUGUGCUAGCAGCGUCAGAUAAGGCACUGUUUUUUUUUCUGAAUUAGAUUGUCAGAUGACAUAUACUAGCACAAGACAUCUUUGUACAUAGCUACUGAAGCAACAUCUGUUUGUAAUAAGCCCCUGUUUACUUGAAUUUAAUCUGUAAAGCUUUAUGUAAGAUGAAAUUCGAGAAGGAAAAUUGUUGUCUGC